ACGUGGUUACCUGUUUUCGCGCCACUCGCUGUGAGGGGAAAGUGGUGGCGGGAAAAGAGGGAGCGGCCGUGAGGGGAAAAUCGCGAUCGUGAGGGGAAUAUCGCGACAGGGAAUCGCGAAAGCAGCGGCCCCGCCAUGGCCCCGCGCGACUACGACAGCGAGAAAGAGAAAGCGAAGCGAUUUUUUCAGGAGUUUUACCGGGAUGGACCCGACGGGCGCAAGGAAUUCCCGUACCGGGAGCAGCUGACGGCGCUGGCCCGCCGGGACCAGGUUGCCCUGUGGGUGUCUCUGGACGAUGUGGCCGAGGACGAGCCCGAGCUGGCCGAGGCCGUGGUGGAGAACGUGCGGCGCUAUGGCCGCGUCUUCUCGGAUGCUGUCCAUGAGCUGCUGCCCCAGUUCGGCUCUGCUGAGGCCGCCCCCCGGGACCCCCUGGACGUUUACCUGGAGCAUCGGCUGCUGCUGGAGCAGCGGGGCCGGGCCGGGGGCGCCCCCAGGAGCCCCCAGAACCAAUUCCCGCCGGAGCUGCUGCGGCGCUUCGAGCUGUAUUUCCGCGCCCCCUCGUGCUCCAAGGCCGUGUCCCCGCGGGAGCUCCGCGCCGGCGCCAUCGGCUCCUUGGUGACGGUGCAGGGAGUGGUGACGCGGGCGAGCGAGGUGCGGCCGCUGCUGCGCGUGGCCACCUACAGCUGUGACCAGUGCGGGGCCGAGACAUACCAGCCG
Zonotrichia leucophrys gambelii is the source of this 717-nucleotide messenger RNA. RefSeq names its product DNA replication licensing factor MCM7-like. Gene Ontology annotation, cellular component: nucleus; MCM complex. The annotation marks the transcript as partial. The record is from RefSeq and is a predicted model, not a curated record. Lineage: Eukaryota; Metazoa; Chordata; Aves; Passeriformes; Passerellidae. The transcript is spliced from 5 exons. Gene Ontology annotation, molecular function: ATP binding; single-stranded DNA helicase activity; single-stranded DNA binding. Gene Ontology annotation, biological process: DNA strand elongation involved in DNA replication; DNA replication initiation; double-strand break repair via break-induced replication.